UUUUGCAUUUUAUUUUCAUAUCAGAAAUUCCAAAAUUGUAUGAAGAAAUUCGAUAUUGUGGACAAUACAUUACUUAAGUUAGGCACAACCACAAAUUAUAACAAGUUACGCAAGAAAACAGCAUGCAUUGCUUUAGGAUGGUUCCUGAUAGCUUUAUUCUUGACAUUCGGUUCAGCAUUAGCUGUAAAAGAAGAACAUGAUCGUGACAUUGCAACAUGCAUGUUCUUCUUAUUAAUACGAUGCUACUGUUUUCACAUCAACUUUAUCAGUGAUUUGACUACUGCAAGUAUUCUCGAAUACAUAGGACUAAAGUUUGAUCAAGUCAAUGAACAUCUUCAGAAUAUAAUGAGAAAUAAUGAACAAAAAAUAGAAGAGGCUUGGCAAAGUCCCAUAAUGCAUCCGUAUGAACACAGAUUUUCGAAGCUACCACUACGUACAAUAAACAGCAAAAACAUAAUGUGGAUUGUUAUACAUCUUCAUUUGGAGCUGCGCAAAAUAUCCUGUGGAAUAGACUCAAUACUUGGAACGCAAAUGACUUUAAGAAUGGCAUGGUAUUUUGUUUGGAUAGCGAUUAACUUGCGUGACAUUCUUUACGCAAUCCUUAGCUACAAUUACGUGAAAUAUAGAAUAAUGUUCACUACUGCGAACUUUGUCUGGUUUUCUCAUAAUGUUUUCAAGUUCCUGCUAAUUAAUUAUAUGUGCGAAACAGUUUCCACCAAGGCAAGGGAAACAACAGAUUUAUUGAAUAGACUAUCAUAUUUUACUUGUGACAUUGAAAUUCGUGAAAUUAUUUCACAAUUUUCAUUACGAACAGUUUAUACACCACUUAGAUUCUGCGGAGUCGGAUUGUUCCAAUUUGGCUUCAAAUUUCUUCACAGGGUAUGUUAUACUUAUAAUAUAAUUAUAUAUUACAAAUAGCUACAUUUGUGACAAAGAUAAAAGCAAACUUCAUUUUUAGUUUGUGAUGUCUAUUGCGACCGUUUUAAUUAUAAUAAUACAAGCGCAUGCAAAUAAAUAAACAUUUUCAUCAAGUUAUGAUAAAGUGCAUAAAACGUAGUUUAAAAAAUUCGUAUAUGUUGACAAUUCUCUUUAUUAUUAAGAUAAUUACGCUUUGCAUAUAC
Molecule: messenger RNA, 1121 nt
Organism: Vollenhovia emeryi
Lineage: Eukaryota; Metazoa; Arthropoda; Insecta; Hymenoptera; Formicidae
Exons: 5
Coding region: 40-918 (292 amino acids)
Biological process (GO): sensory perception of taste
Cellular component (GO): membrane
Source: RefSeq, a predicted model, not a curated record